Dovyalis caffra is the source of this 1191-nucleotide messenger RNA. NCBI's taxonomy places the organism in Eukaryota, Viridiplantae, Streptophyta, Magnoliopsida, Malpighiales, Salicaceae. The record is from the annotation of a GenBank genome assembly.
AUGGGCAAGAACGAUUUCCUCACACCGAAAGCGAUCGCAAACCGAAUCAAAGCGAAAGGUCUUCAAAAACUUCGAUGGUACUGUCAAAUGUGUCAAAAACAAUGUCGAGACGAGAACGGAUUCAAGUGCCACUGUAUGAGCGAAAGCCACCAACGCCAAAUGGAAGUCUUCGGUCAAAACCCGAACAGAAUCAUCGAUGGCUACUCUGAAGAAUUCGAAAGCACUUUCCUUGAUAUGAUGAAACGGAGCCAUAGGUUUUCUCGUGUUGCGGCGACUGUGGUUUAUAAUGAGUAUAUUCACGAUAGGCAUCAUGUUCACAUGAAUUCGACGCAGUGGGCAACUUUAACGGAAUUUGUUAAGUAUUUGGGGAAAACUGGGAAGUGUAAAGUUGACGAGACGCCGAAAGGGUGGUUUAUUACUUAUAUUGAUAGGGAUUCGGAGACGAUUUUUAAGGAGAAUAUGAAGAAUAAGAGAGUUCGAGCGGAUUUAGCUGACGAGGAGAAGCAGGAGAGAGAAAUUAAGAAGCAGAUUGAGAAGGCCGAAGAGUUGUUGACUGUUAAAAGUGACGGUGUGGAGAGUGGUGAAGUGCCGCUAGCCAAGGAAUUGAAAUUGGACAGUGGUGUGAAGGUUGGAUUCGCGCUUGGUUCGAAGAGUAAUAAUGUUGGGAAAGAGAGAGGGGAGACUUCUAGUUCUAGAUUGGUUUUCGAGGAAGUUGAGGAUAAGGAGAGGAAGAUGGGAAAGAAUAAGGAAAGUGGUAAUGGAGGUAAAAAUGGGAAAUCAGCACUGGAGGAGCUUAUGAAAGAGGAAGAGAAGGCCAAGGAGAGGAGUAAUAGGAAGGAUUAUUGGUUGUUUGAAGGGAUUAUUGUUAAGGUUAUGAGUAAGGCGUUGGCAGAGAAAGGAUAUUAUAAGCAGAAAGGGGUAGUGAGGAAAGUGAUUGAUAAGUAUGUUGCCGAAAUUGAGAUGCUUGAGAGUAAGCAUAAGUUGAGGGUUGAUCAGGAAGAGCUCGAGACUGUGAUCCCGCAGAUUGGGGGAUUGGUGAAAAUAGUGAAUGGGGCUUAUAGAGGUUCCAAUGCCAGAUUGUUGGGAGUGGAUACAGAGAAGUUUUGUGCCAAGGUGCAGAUAGAGAAGGGAAUUUAUGAUGGGAGAGUGCUCAAGUCUGUUGAAUACGAGGAUAUUUGCAAAUUUGCCUAG